Molecule: messenger RNA, 892 nt
Organism: Onychostoma macrolepis
Lineage: Eukaryota; Metazoa; Chordata; Actinopteri; Cypriniformes; Cyprinidae
Product: gastrula zinc finger protein XlCGF7.1-like
Exons: 2
Coding region: 1-873 (290 amino acids)
Biological process (GO): regulation of DNA-templated transcription
Molecular function (GO): RNA polymerase II cis-regulatory region sequence-specific DNA binding; DNA-binding transcription factor activity, RNA polymerase II-specific
Source: RefSeq, a predicted model, not a curated record
AUGGAGGACAAAACCAUCGUCGCUGUAUGUGGAUACCCGGACCUGUACGAUUCUUCGUACUUUUACAGAAACAGGAAUAAAAAGGAUCUUGCUUGGAAGAAAGUGAGUGAGGAGGUCAGACAAUCUGAGUUCACGUUGGAGAAGCCGUUCACAUGCAGUCAGUGUGGAAAGAAUUUCAGAAGUAAAGUAAACCUUUAUCAGCACGAGAGAAUUCACUCAAGAGAGAACACAUGUAAUCAGUGCGAAAGGAGUUUCACAGACAGGAAACAGCUUAAGAAUCAUGUCAAAAUUCACAUCGGAGAAAAGCCUUUCAUGUGCCAUCACUGUGGAAAGAGUUGCGUAAACAAAACAGUCCUCAAGGUUCACUUGAGAGUUCACACCGGAGAGAAGCCUUUCACCUGCCCUCAGUGUGGAAAGAGAUUCACUCAAAAACAAAACAUUAAAGUCCACAUGAGAGUUCACACUGCAGAGAAACCUUUCACUUGCACUCAGUGUGGAAAGAGUUUUGCUGAAAAACAAAACAUGAAAGUCCACAUGAGAGUUCACACUGGAGAGAAGCCUUUUACUUGCACUCAGUGUGGACACAGUUUUACAUGUAAACAAAGCCUUAAAGCCCACAUGAGCGUUCACACCGGAGAGAAGCCUUUCACCUGCCCUCAUUGUGGAAGGAGUUUUGCUAAAAAACACAACAUGAAAGUCCACAUGAGAGUUCACACUGCGGAAAGACCUUUCACUUGCGCUCAGUGUGGAAAGAGUUUCGUUAUAAAACAAAACAUGAAAGCCCACAUGAGAGUUCACACUGAGAGAAGCCUUUUACUUGCACUCAGUGUGGACACAGUUUUACAUGUAAAGAAAGCCUUGAUGCCCACAUGACAAUUCACACAGGAGGGAA